UGUGGUACUUGGAGAUGUUGAGCUGGCUCCUUCCCCCCAUGUCCCUGCACACACACAGGGGCGGGUGGUGCGGGCGGGAGCGGGAGGCAGGGCUCGGCGGCGGUGGCGGGGCUCCCCCCACUCCCUGCCUGCCCGCCAACGUGCCCGAGACGCUCCUGCUGCUGGGCUGCUGCCUGCGGCCGCAGGACCCGGCCGAGCCGGGCCGAGGGGAGCGCGGGAGGCUGCUGGCGGCGGCCGAGAUGAUGGCGGAGGGCGGCGGCGGGCCGGCGCGGAGGAAGGCGCUGUCGCUGCUGGAGGCGGCCCGCUCCCGCUACGAGAGCCUGCAGAUCUCCGACGACGUUUUUGGGGAGUCGGGCCAGGACAGCAGCGGGAACCCCUUCUACAGCACCUCGGCCGACUCCCGCUCCGCCGCCUCUUCCCAGGACGAGGAGGACGACGAGGAGGACGAGGGGCGCCCGGAGGGGCCGGGCCCGCGGGGCAGGGCGGCCCGGCGCCGCGCCUCCAGGGCGGCGGCCACCCCGGCGGAGCGACGGCGGCAGCAGCGGCAGGGCGGCGGCGGCAGCGCCGUCCCGGGCGGCCCCGGCCCUUUGGAGGAGGAGGAGGAGGAGGAAGAGGAAGCGGAGAAGGGGGGCUGGACCCGGUCGCUGCGAGACGUCCCACCCCCUGACUUCAAGGAUGGCAGCGGUCCAACACGAAAAAUGCCCCAGACUGCCAGUGCCAUGGACUUUUUUCAGCUUUUUGUCCCUGACAACGUACUAAAGAAUAUGGUGGUCCAAACCAACAUGUAUGCUAAGAAGUACCAGGAGAGGUUUGGUAGUGACGAUACCUGGAUUGAUGUCACCUUGACGGAAAUGAAGGCCUUCUUAGGCUACAUGAUAUCAACCAGCAUCCACCACUGUGAGUCUGUUCUCAGCAUCUGGAGCAGCGGCUUCUACAGCAACAAGAGCAUUGCACUUAUCAUGACACAGUCACGUUUUGAGAAGAUCCUGAAGUACUUCCACAUUGUCGCCUUCCGCUCGAGCCAGACAACACAUGGCCUCUACAAAAUCCAGCCUUUUCUGGACUCUCUGCAGAAUGGCUUUGACUCUGCUUUUAGGCCUUCGCAAGCCCAGGUACUACAUGAGCCCUUGAUUGACGAGGAUCCUGUUUUCAUUGCCACAUGCACGGAGAGGGAGCUGCGCAAGAGGAAAAAGAGGAAAUUCAGUCUCUGGGUUCGGCAGUGCUCAUCCACUGGUUUCAUCUGCCAGAUUUACGUCCAUCUCAAAGAAGGGAGUGGUGCUGAUGGGCUGGAUGCUUUGAAGAACAAACCACAGCUCCACAGUAUGGUGGCCAAAAGCCUUUGUCAGAACGCCUCUGGGAAGAACUACAUCAUCUUCACUGGCCCAAGCAUUACCAGCCUGAAUCUCUUUGAAGAAUUUGAGAAGCAAGAGAUUUACUGCUGUGGGUUGCUGAGCACCAGGAAGAGUGACUGCACAGGCCUACCUCCAUCCAUGCUAAACAAUCCGGAAACACCCCAGUCCAGAGGACAGUACAGAAUAAGAAUGAAGGGAAACAUGUCCUUGAUCUGCUGGUACAAUAAAGGGCACUUUCGUUUUCUGACCAACGCCUAUUCACCGGUUCAACAAGGAGUUAUAAUUAAGAGAAAAAGCGGAGAAAUUCCAUGCCCGUUGGCAGUUGAAGCCUUUGCUGCUCACCUUAGCUAUAUCUGCAAAUACGACGACAAAUACAGCAAGUACUUCAUUUCUCACAAACCAAACAAGACCUGGCAACAAGUAUUCUGGUUUGCCAUCAGCAUCGCUAUAAACAAUGCCUACAUCCUCUACAAAAUGUCAGAGGCCUACCACGUGACAAGGUAUAGCCGUGCACAGUUUGGUGAAAGACUUGUAAAGGAGCUUCUGGGCUUGGAAGACACCUCACCCUCCCACUGAUGCAUUGUUCUUGGUGGCGUAGGCAGGGGGUGGAGGGUAAGCGGAAGAAGAUACCACACCUGGAACAGCAAAGCAAGGAAAUUGUGACACCACCAGUGCUGUCCUUACCCAAAAAUGCCAAGUGAUGCCACUAGAGAGGUGGAAACUGUUUCUAGUAGCAGCUGGAUGUAAACAUGUCCUGCAGAAAGUGCCACUGGAAAAGCUGACACGAAAUUGCAUAUGUGAAUGCCCUGUGGGAAUCUGUACACCAGAAAGAGACUUAAAUUAGUCGUCAUCUCAAUACCGUUUGUUGAACAGGGUCAUCUUGCAAAGUUCCUCUUGGGCUAGGAGCUUGUCCUAAGCUGACACAGCUCAGCAGUCCUAGGCGGGCGUUACACAAAACUCUACACCUUACUUGGAGUUACUCAAUUCUGGGACACGCAACGUAAGUCUGCACCAUGGGCUGCGGUUGAGCGCGCCGGCUGCCCUGUAAGGCAUCGCUGCUGUCCCCCCAGCGUGCUAAACAAAGCAGUCCAGAUACACCAACGCUGAAACGAGCGUGUUGACAAACAAAACCUUCACAGGCAGGCAGCCAGGAACUGAGGACUGGUUAAGACUUUUACUUUAUGUCUAUUUUUUUUUUCUCUUUCCUUUGUUUUUAUUAAUGUAAUGUAAGGCAAUUUGACCCCAGUUAGAACACAGCAAAAUUAGGAGAAACCAAAUACAUUAGUGAAUUUAAAAUGGAAACACAUUACACUGAUUUUCUUUUUUAACCAGGAUGAAACAUUUUAUACACUAACAGUGAGUAAUACUGUAAGUAUUAACAGUGAGUAAACCAGUAAGUAAUACUGCCUCACAUCUUAACUGCCACGGUCGGUGUACAGGUGAGAAAUGAAAGUAUAACAAUUAUAUUUUUGCUUGAUUUCAACUGUAUCUUAAAUGUUGCUUAAAAAUAUAAUGUAAUGGACUGUUAGGUUUUUAGGAACAACAGUUUAUUUCUUUUCCUUUUUUAACUGUCAAGACUCUUUUGGUCCAUUUUAGAACUUCAUUUGGCACACAGUCGGCAGGAAAAAAAAUAAGUCACUAAUAGCAGUGUGUUUCCCAUUAUCACUGUGGGGUGUUCUGUAGGAUUUUGUUGUGUUAGAAUUCAGGGCUUGUCACAGUAGUUGUAAUUAAGCAGAUUACAUGUUUAGCAAAAUAACAUAGCAUUGUGUUUUACAAAAAAAAAAAAAAAAAAAAAAGUCUAAUUGCAACCAGACCUUAAACCUCACUAAAACAGGGCAAGCCCAAAGAGUUCUCCUGUUCUGAGUAACACUGUGGAGGAUGAGCACCGUCAUGUGCUGGUGCCCAAGGCUGAAAUUACACGUUUCGGUGCUGGUAGAAUCUGAAGGCCACUGAAGCUUUGGAAAACAAUGUCAAGAGAAAGAGUUAUGAUUGAAACAGGGGAGAACUGGUGCUGAGGUGAAAUCCUACCCUGCCCUCUACACAUUAUCGAUUUCAGUCCACAACUGAAUCAGCAAAAAACCUGUAUUCUAAAGGUUAGCAGUGAUGGACACAAACAGAAUUGCAUUAACUUACGGGGCAGAGGCCAUGUUGUUUAGAGGGUUUUAGGUCACCAAGCCUGAAAAGUUUUACCAAAUAAUGACUUGUGUUGAUUCAAGAAGAAUGGAGUGAUUGAUUGAUUGAUUGGUUUCUUUAUUAGUGUAAACCUCACCAGGUUAUAUGUGUCUAUCUGGCAAGAGACAAAAGAGGGUAACCAACAUGAAUUUGAGAACUCUCCAGAUUUCAUCAUGAUGUGAUGUGCAAACGCAUAGCACGUAAGUCAUAACAGAGGAAGAAUCCAGCAGGGGUUAGUAAAUUACUGACUAGCCCAAAGAGCAUCCUUGCACUGACAUCUUUCUAUUUCCACCAAAGUGUUCUGGUUUUUUUUUGUUGUUGUUGUUUGUUUGAGUAGACUUAGAGGCAGAUCUCACCUGGUUGCAAGGAGAGUAAGGGGAUGGCCAACUCCAUGGUGGCUCUGCUUCCAAUCCAGCCUGGAGACUGCCCUACAUGCCCUGCUCUGCCUGCUAUCUGCGUGAUGUACAGCAGUGGGUUUCCAAGUGGAAGGGCUCUAGUCUUUGGCAAUGCCAAGCUGCACAGGGGCCCAAGGAUGAGUUCAAAACUUCUUGGCCCUGCAGAAAACUGAAACCACCCCUUUUCAGACUGAGUGUGUGUUGUAGCUGGUUCUUGUCAGCCUUGUGAGUAUUCAGAGUGGGAGAGGAGCUAGUGUGAGGCAUGAAAAGCAAAUGUUCAGCAAUACAAGCCCACAGUUUCCUUUUUUUAGGGAAUUCCACAGAGGUACCUAAAGGCAAAUGGUGUUCUUAUUGCUCCCUGCUUCAGACAAUGCCAGACUAUGUUGCAACAGGAAGAGUAGCUACAAGUUUAUUAUGUCCUGUAAAUUUAUAUGGUUGUUAAAAUCGGGGCAGUAAGGAAAGGUCUGGCUGGAACUUUGGUGAUGGGACAGCUUGAAUGAACAGUAGCUGCUGGGAGUCCAGCUUCCCUCCAUUCCUCUGCAGUGCUGGAGCAUUGGCAAGGUGUACAUGCCCACAGCAGAGAUCGGGAGGUUUGCAUGACCUCCUUGGUGCCACUUGGCACUUCUGAGGAGUAAGCACAGCGCUCUCCAGCUAGGUCGUAGCUCCCUGAGAUAGAGCUGGAAUCUUUGGCCAGUUGUAACAUUACUGUGUGUGCUUAAAGGCUUAGGUCUAGGCCACCCUGUACAGAAAAUGCCUUUUCUUUUUCAGGUGACAGUAGGUCCAAGGCCUUGGAAUGUUUAAUUUUCCACUAACGUAUGCUGUUAAUUAUGUGGAUUACUUGAGCUAAAAUUGUGAGGUCCUAGCUUUUUGCCUCAGGGACUGGGUCCUGAGUAGUUUUCCCUAGAAUUGGUGUUGCUGGGGGAUUACACAGUGGCUGACUAUUACAGGGAAGAUGCUUUAGUCUCCUUUGUAAAGGAGAAAAAUUAAGACAAAAUUAUAGCUUUGCAAUGAAUUUCAUUUUCUUAGCCUUAACCAUCCUUCAUCAUAUUGAACUGGUGCCCUAAACAUGCACAAACAUUCCAUAAGCAAGCAAAAAUAUUUAUAUAUAUUUGUAUGUAGAAAAUGCCUGAAAUUUGCUUCUGGAAGCCAACAAACAAAAGCUACCAAAGCAUAGUCUGUAUCCACAGAUGAUUAUUCCACCUCAUCUUCUCCGUCUAUUGACUGGGAGUGGAUAGGGUUGGGGAAAGUUAAGAUUUCUCCUUGUUGAAAAAGGAUCUUGCACUUUCUCUAUGUUACUCCAAAUGAGGCAAAGUAAUUAAGGAAGAAAUUGAAUCAUUUUUAAAAGGCAGAAGUUUGUUAACUACAGCUCAGCUUCUGUAGCGUUUCCUUUACUGCAUACUGGCAGAUUUGGUUCCCCACCUGCUUGUAACGUUAAAGCUUUUCCCUAGUUAAAGGGGAAAAAAAUAAAAGGGGGGGUUUAUUCUCAAAUUAGUACAAGGAUGCUAGUCAUAGUGUGUCCGUAUGUGUUAAUUGUGCAAUGGCUUGUGAAAUAAUAGCAACUUUGAGUUGUGUCAGGGGAGUUUUUUGUAGCCUUGGGACAAUCUGGGUAAGAGAUCUUAUAGCUCACUGGUAGCUAAAAUGCAGUGGCAAUGCCAGCUGGGUCACAGAGGAAUGUCUCUACAUUUUUUGAGGGGGGGUGGUGGGGGAAGUUUGAAGCGUAGACAAGGGAGCAGCAAGGCUUGUUUCUCUCCUGAUGAAUUGAAAUGUCAUUCACACAUACUUCUGAAAACUGAAAAUCACUUACUUAUGGUAUGCAAACUUUGUUUCAGAGAACUGAGGCCAUCAGUAAGACAUACUGACCACCUUCUAUGCACAAUACUUCUUUAAAGAAAUGUCUGUUGUGCCACGAUCCAUUCUUGGAAAACAUUGCUUUUCCCAGUGAGCAGUGCAGCACUCACUAGAGCUUAGAAGCCACCAUGAAAUGGUUUCCACUGCUGUUGUCUCAGUUGAAAAAUGCUUCAAGGGCUUGCAGAAACUCUGCCACUUUUUACUUCAGCCUGUUUGUGCACUUGACACUAGGGCACAAUUUAAAGAAAUCUCAUCUCCAUUUUCCAUUUCUGUUCUCUAGCCCCAAACCUUUCUACAUUUACAAGGUAGUCCGAGAAUCCCACUUUGUAGAAGUCUCAGUGUCCCUAAUGGGUACAACUUCGUUUUCUUCAGAAAUUCCUAGAGAAAAAUUCACAUAGCUGUUUCCAGACUGAUGUUAAAGACAAACUCAAAACAACAUUCCCAUUCUUGACCUCCAGUUAAACUUCUAUGGCUUUUUUGGGGGGGGGGUGAAGAGGUUUUUUUCCUUCCAACAUUUAUUUACUAGACUGUCUUGAGAUGGCAAGUAGUGGAAGGAGCCUCCCAUAUCUCAGUCUCACAUGUCUUAGUCACCUAGUCCUAGAACUGAUUUUAGUGAUGAGAGGGGGAUUAUGCUGCGCUGAUAAUUCUGCACAUCUGUGCUACUUCCCAUGCAAGGAUUGCAAAGUGCUUUAAGAACCUUAGCACUCAUGAGACCUCAUUAGCUCCUCAAAUAGGAGCUUCCUUAAUCCCUUCCCCUUCCCUAAUCAGAUACCAAGGCACAGCACAGGUAAGGGGGUGAUGAAACUGUAAAGUGGAGUUUGCACUCUUGCUGAUUAAGUCCAUGUUCUGCAUUUUCAGCGGCUUGGGUUUUGUUCAAAUGAACUUUUCCAAACUAGAAAUGAAACCAUGCAGAACACCGUUUCACCCUGAAGUAAGGGCCGAGGGACUUUGUCAGCACAGGUUCCUUACUCCGUAUAAGCUAGUAUGAGUCAAAACCAAGUUGCACUGAAGGUAAGAGAAAACUGGGUAGAACACAGCAGCCCAACCUGCCUAGAGGAGAUAAAUGGAGAAUCUGAAGGUCUGCUGUAGUCUAGCAAUCAGUGUGAAAUUCAGACAAAUAAUUACUAAGACUUACUUGAGAAAAGUCACUGAGGCUUAGAUGGAAUAUGAAGUCUUCCAUCCAUCUCUGUUGUGGAGUUUGCCAUGGCACUUUAUUGUUGCUAGGACUGAUGUGAGAUUAGUUAUUUGUAAAACAAGAGCUCAUCUCAGUCUGGUUGAGAGCACUGAAGUGUCAAAGGACUGUUAGCAACGUCUCACAAAGGCAAGGAUCUUCUAAGCUCAAACCAUGUAUAUAUUUGGCCAGUCAUUAAUUAGGAUAUUUUGCACAGACAGAUCACAUCAUCACCUGCUCAAAUGCAAGCCUAUCACCAGUGCUACUUGAUAGAUACUCCUUCUUGUAACCAUCAUCCCAAACCUACCUUUGUUUGAAGAAGCAUUGUAAACUGGAACUGGAAGAGCCCCCGUAUCAUCAUCGCACUGUUGGGAAACAGUUGAGACUAUCUGUGGUUUGUACAUAAAGGGUCUCUUCCUCUUCUUUUGAGAGAUGGCUUUGUGUCUGCAGAAAUCUAGCCCUGGAGACUUUUCUGGCCAUAUGUUUUCCUUUGCUUCCCUCAUUCCUUAGAUUUAGAGCACAUCCAAGUCAUCCUGCAGGUUCUUGGUCAGUCUGGAAGAAGGAACACAAAAUUGGCCUGUUAGUUUACGUUUAUAGUAUUACUUUGCUGAUCCUUUCUGCUAUUUUGCAAGUCUCAGUUGAAACAGGGUAUUGUUUCAGAAGCCUAUACUGAUUGCAAUCACUGUGAAGGUGUUGCCUGCUUUGCCCCAUUAGUGCUGCCCGUCAGGUUUGUAUGGACCCAAAACAGGUAUCAGCAUCACUGCUCCCAUCGGAAUGGCUGUAACAUUCCUCAGCUUUGGAUCGCUGUCAAAGAGGGGCCUUUAACAUGGUCUGGGGAGUUUUUUGGUGUUUUGGUUUUCUUUAAACCCUUCCCCUCUGAUGGGUCUGGUGAACAGCUGUUAGGUAUCAUAAAAAGGCCUUAAGUGGUAAAUCCCUUUUGUAUCACUCUUCUGAGGUAAUAAUUGCUUGUAUUAGAUGUCAAGGUGAUCCACACAAUGUGUAGUGCAAAAAUAUUUUUCCAUGAGAGCAUCACCCUGCAUCACCAGUGCUCAUUUGCUGUAACUGCAACAGCCCUUGAACGCGUGGGGCACCUGGACGAAGAACCUAGUGGGAAAGGACCGUAACACCGUCCUGUAGAGCCACGACGUGCAGGACCCGAUUGGAUAAACAAGGAGGGGAAAGAUGAGAGAUUUGGGAUCUAAGCUCCUUGAAUAGACAGACUUCAUAGUCAAGCUGGUCUGCUAAGUUUUACUAGAGAAGGGAAGAUGCCAGGCCCGUACAGUUUGCUUCCAGACCUGGCAACUCUGUUUCUAAAACAAAGAAGCUGGCAAAUGCUUUUACUCUUCAAGUAUUUAGAGCAUGCUCUGGACUGCAAACAGAGCAUUUUGUCCUAUUUUCACUAGUUACCAAAAAAAGCCUAGGAACCAAAAAGCCAAGCCCAGUACACUAGGUUCAUCUGUCCAGAACCCCAACUCACUUGAUGUCAGAGUAACUUUGUGGUCUUGUUCUCCAAUUAAUCCGUGUCAAUGUGUAUGCAAAACAUGACUGCUGAAAAAUUCACCCCUCUCUAUGAAAUGGUUACUCAUUUGAUGGAAAACAAAGUGCAGGUGUCUUAGACUUACUUUUGCAACCUGGAUUUUUCUUCUAGUUGUAAGCCAAAUCUUUGCCUGGCAUUUCAAUACUGGAAUGAAAAAUAACUUCACCCCGUGGUCUGGGGUGAGAUUAGAGACAACAAAACUCAGAUUUAUGCCAGAGAUUAAUCUGAUUCAGUGUAGAUGAGGCUAAUCGGCCGUGUCUGGCAGAAGGAGUCGAAGGCUGUGGCCAGGCCGCCCCGGCCUUGCAGUCGGGGCGCUGCCGUGUGCCGGCUCAGCGCGGACGUGACAGGCCGAGGAAGCGCCGUGGUAGGAACGGGGACAGCGGGGAUUCUGGAAAAGGGAUCUCCCCCUCUGUGUUUUGUUAUUUAUUUUCAGUAUGUGCAACUUACAUUCCAUCAAAUGCAGUGACUGUACCAGGUGCAAAGACAGGCCUGAGCUGGCCGACUGCUUUCAGGACGACUCCAGCGGGCUGUGCUCACAACAUCAGCGACCGCGAUUCUGUUGCAAAUUCCAUAUUCUUUAUAAUUCUGAAGAUUUCUGUUGAAAGUGUAGAUUCCAGAGGUAAAGCAUACACUGCAGUUACUUUUUUUUUUUUUCACUUUUUUUUUUUUUAAAAAAAAAACCCACUUCUCAGAGCAAUUUUGUAACAGCCAAGUCUUUCAGGAAAUGCAGGUGUGUGACCUCCUCACAGUAAGAGAUACACAACUGUGUUUCUGCAUGGGACAGGGAACUACUACUUUUGUGACACCAGUUUUGUUCUACACAAAAGCACGCUUGCAAUAAAUUUUUACAAGUUUUGUACGCCAUGAGCUAAAUUCUGAGUUCCAAAAAUGUGAAGUGUGGCAACAAUAACAAAAUGGAUUUAUAGUAUCACUCUGAUAUCUUGUCAUGUGAUUUUAUUUCUUCAACAAAGUUUGUUUACAAUCAACAACUUUGAAAUACAGUCAGAUAUAUUACC
Tyto alba (common barn owl) is the source of this 9491-nucleotide messenger RNA. RefSeq names its product piggyBac transposable element derived 5 (gene PGBD5). Lineage: Eukaryota; Metazoa; Chordata; Aves; Strigiformes; Tytonidae. The coding region runs from base 15 to 1928 and encodes 637 amino acids. Gene Ontology annotation, cellular component: nucleus. The transcript is spliced from 7 exons. The record is from RefSeq and is a predicted model, not a curated record. Gene Ontology annotation, biological process: non-replicative DNA transposition. Gene Ontology annotation, molecular function: transposase activity.